Chrysochloris asiatica (Cape golden mole) is the source of this 297-nucleotide messenger RNA. RefSeq names its product NACHT, LRR and PYD domains-containing protein 2-like. Bases 1 to 297 code for a protein of 98 amino acids. The transcript has 2 exons. The record is from RefSeq and is a predicted model, not a curated record. Gene Ontology annotation, cellular component: cytoplasm. Gene Ontology annotation, biological process: regulation of inflammatory response. NCBI's taxonomy places the organism in Eukaryota, Metazoa, Chordata, Mammalia, Afrosoricida, Chrysochloridae.
AUGAUACAAGAGCCUCUUGUCUUCCUAGAAAUUGAAGGAUUCUUGGAAAUGGACAGGAAGGAAUAUUUCUUAAAAUACUUCCAAGAUGAAUAUGAAUCAAUGAGAGCCUUUGACUUGACAAAGAGCAAUGCAGCUUUGUUCCAUAUGUGUUCAACACCCAUGACAGACAAAGACAAUGAAAACUACUACUCCUUUGUCCAUGUCAAUAUCCAGCAGUUCCUUGCUGCCAUAUUUUACAUUCUACGGAGUGAGGAGAAAGACCAGGAUAACCACAGGAGGAACACUGGGGAUAUAUAA